UUUAUGACGUCGUGUGUCGGACCUUGGUUGGAUGAUGGUACGAUGGCAGCAUUUCCAAAUUGCAAGUGCAGCCCCACCGCCUUCCCGCGGUGGCUCGUCGAUCGACCUCUGGUGACGCCACGUGUAGACCUCGAAAUCGUUCGCCUCGGUACUGCUCCCCGAGACUCGGACGAUUUCUGUUGCGUUUCCAGCGUCCACAUUGCAGUUGACCGGUCUUGUCGGCCUGACCGCAGCAUUGGACCAUAUGCAAACCAGUUACAUGCACCACCCAGCCACUUCACAAUGCACCAUCCCCGCCUCCCCCAAAAGCUUCGCCAGUAGCAUCCUCCCCGAUGGCUCUGGCAGGCCCCCGCUGCGUCUUGUAGCACCUUCCACGCAGUCGUCGCCUUGCAAAAUAGUGACGACGACUCACCCCACAAUCCAGUGGGAAUGGCUAGCCCAUUCACUGGAAACACAUCCGUCUGCCUGGUCUUCCCUCGCCGCGACGAGCCACGCCGCCCGCGCCGCCACCGACGCCAUCCAGACCAUCCUUGUCGCCAUGCUGUACAUGGCAAGUGCUUUGAGCUCACCCCAGCGAUCGAUAGCUGGCGAAGCCCAAGCCCCCUACCCAGUGCACCCAGUCUCAAUAAGUGAUGUAACCGUCAACAACCCUGGGCACUGGACACAUGUAUGUUGUACCUAGGAGACAUCGGCCGAGUCGACUUUAUUCUUACGAAUUGAAGCCCUCCGGCAGUCUCUUCACAGAGAAUGUCAAGUCCGACCAUAACGUGAACUACAGCGUUGCGUCGUUAAAAGUAAAAACACAACAAAUUCUCUUAUCCCA
Messenger RNA from Aphanomyces astaci, 823 nucleotides. RefSeq lists its product as hypothetical. The transcript has a single exon. NCBI's taxonomy places the organism in Eukaryota, Oomycota, Saprolegniomycetes, Saprolegniales, Verrucalvaceae. The record is from RefSeq and is a predicted model, not a curated record. The coding region runs from base 245 to 682 and encodes 145 amino acids.